Amphibalanus amphitrite is the source of this 5200-nucleotide messenger RNA. RefSeq names its product vitellogenin-3-like. The record is from RefSeq and is a predicted model, not a curated record. Gene Ontology annotation, molecular function: lipid carrier activity. The transcript is spliced from 3 exons. The coding region runs from base 135 to 4991 and encodes 1618 amino acids. NCBI's taxonomy places the organism in Eukaryota, Metazoa, Arthropoda, Thecostraca, Balanomorpha, Balanidae. Gene Ontology annotation, biological process: lipid transport.
AGACCCAGUGAGGGGUUCUGGGCCUCACACAGACCCUGCCAGGGCGGCCACCGGGCGCGCCACGUCGGCCGCAGUUGGGUAUAUAAGCCGGGCCGGCGCGCCGGUGGGCGACAGAGCUGGGCCGUCCGGACAAGAUGGCCGCCUCACUCGUGCUGCUGCUGCUCGUGUCGGUGUGCGCUGCCGAGUUGGGCUUCCAGCCCAAGCGGCAGUACACCUACCUGUACGAAGGAAAGCAGGCCAGCGGUAUCCCCGGUAUCCAGUCGCAAUGGUCCGCUCUGGGAAUGAAAAUGAAGGUCACAGUCCAGGUGCCCACCGCCGGCAACCUCUUCUUCAAGCUGGAGAACGUCCAGCAAGGUGAACUGAAGAACACCUACACACAACAGCCGUGGCGCAAGAGCUUCAGCCUGCCGUACUCUCCAGUCCAGCAGUACCAGCAGGAGCUCAGCAAGGUCUUCAAGGUGGAGCUCAACGGCGGAGUGAUCAGGAAGAUCAUCACCUCUGGAGAGGAGCCUAUCUGGGUGGUCAACAUCAAGAAGUCGAUCGCGCAGAUGUUCCAGCUGGAUAUGCAGAAGCACCAAGCCAUCGACGUGCCGAGCAUGGUUCAGCCCAGCGGAUACCAGAGUGGUCAGCAGGCCGACUUCUUCCGCGUUAUGGAGGAGAGCAUCGGAGGCGAGUGUGAGACCCUGUACGAGACGACGCCGGUCUUGCCGCAGGAGCUCAAGGGCGACAUGGUGCAGGAGCUGACUCUUCUCUCCCAGACCUCUCUGCCAGGCAUCAAGGUGCCCGACUUCGACAGCUUCCAUCCGUUCGUCGUUACCAAGACGAAGAACUACCAGAACUGCAAGUCGAGGCCCAACUGGCAGCACAUGACUCCUGGUGCCGUCUCCUGCCACACCGAAGACUGCUACCUGACCGCCUCAAACCGCAGCGCCUCAGCACGCUACGUCCUGGACGGCGACCGCAACAACUUCCAGAUCCAGUACGUGGUGGCCGAGAGUGAGGCACUCAUGUUCCCCUAUGGUCAUGAGACUGAGCAGCUGUGGACAGUCACCAACCAGACACUGUUCCUGCAGAAGAACGAAAAGAUGGUCUCCUUCAUCGGGGAGCCACAUCAGGGAGUGACGCACAAUACCCUUGCCUUCCAGUACCCCACCGCUGACGGCAAGGAGCUGAAGAUUCCCGACCUCAAGUCGGCGCCACAGCUGAGCACUUACAUCCCGGGCGCACCAGUCAAGCUCAUCCUGGAGAAGAUGCCCCCCACCCAGCUUGUCGGUGUCAUCGUCCAGCUGAUCCAGAAGGUAGAUCAGAUGACGCAGAAAGUACCCGAUCCAGUCCAGCAGGAUGUCACAGGCUACAUUCUGGAGAUUGAGCGAGCACUCAGCUGGUUGAGCUAUGAUCAGCUGGGCCAGAUCUACAGUCAACUGAAAACUGAUGGUCAGAAGGGUAUCUACUGGGAUUGUCUGGCUAUGGCUGGCACCAACCCGACUGUGAUGAGGCUCAUUGACGACAUCUCCAGCAAUAAGGUGGACUUGAACCGCAUGACACCUAUUCUGGCCACACUGCCGGUCAACAUAAAGACGCCCACCUACCAACUGAUCCAACAACUCUUCCAGCUGUUCCGGUCACCAAUGAUUCAGUCACACCAGAUGCAGCGAGCGACAAUGGCUUUGUCUCUCUCUAACAUCUUCUACCAGAUCUGCAUCAGCAACACGACCGUGGAGCACAGUUACACGCAAGGACUGUACAAAGAGCACUUCUGCAACAGUCAAACGAAUGCUCUUCUGAAGGAGCAGUUCAUUCCUUUCUUGGAAAGCAUCAUUCAGCAGUCCCAAGAAUCCGAGAGGCUCGCCUUCAUCCAAGCUCUCGCUAACACCGGGGACAAGAGCAUCAUCCCAGUUCUGGAGAGUAUUGUGACAAUGCAAAAGAGCCCGUUGGAAGCCAGCAAGGCCAUUUACGCUUUCUAUCGCGUUGUUGCACAGUACCCAGAGAAGGUGCGCAAGAUCAUGUCGCCGAUCUACCACGACAUCUCUAAGCCUGUCGAGGUUCGCGUUGCUGCAGUUACCAUGGUUCUCGCCACCAACCCUCCCAUCGCCUACUGGCAAAAGAUCGCCACAAGCACCUGGUUUGAGCCCAGCAGUGCUGUUGCUGCCGUCAUCCACAGCACCUACAGCACCAUGGCCAAUAUCACCAUGGCCCACGUUGAGCCGCUGUUCGAGAUGAGCCGGAACGCUCGCAUCACACUUCCUCUUGUGCGUCCUCCCCAGGGUGGAUAUGCCCUCAGCGGAAGCUACAGCUCCCAUAACGGCCAGUUCAUACCUCAGUACCAAGUGGCUGCCAUCUCCCACUGGGCCACCAUUGCGUCCAAAACAUCGGUUAUUCCAAGCGUUCUGUACCUGGAAUUCCAAAACUACGUUAACAGCAUCCUCUACAGCAACCACCGGUGGAGUCUCAACAUGCAGGGUGGCCAGCAAAUUAUCGAUGACAUCAUGGGAGUCGAGUACAAUAGCCAGCAGCGUGCACGUCAGUCACCGCGCGAUCUCCGCGCUGUCUAUCAGAGUCUUGAUAGCUUCAUGCAAUCUAUGAAGGAGAAGCUGCAAGCUCCAGAGAAGUUCCACGCCACCCUGUACGCUCAACUGCUCGGAGCAGUCGACGUCUUCGUGGCCCUCGACGAGAGUAGCUACAGCUCUUGGCUGCAGAAGGUCCGCCAGGGUGGAAUCUGGUCGUCACAGCAGGUGCAGAAAAUCACUUACCUUGAGGAUACCACCGUCACCUUCGCCUCUGAGAUCGGCAUGCCUGUCAUCUAUUCGAAGAAAAUGCCAAUGAUAGCUUCUGUUCGGGGUCAGAUGAGCGUUGAAUGGAAACCGCAGGACGGUCAGUAUCACGUCACCAUGGAUAACGUCCAGCCGUUUGUUGCUGUCACGAAUCUCGUCACUGUCACCACCAUUAACCCCUUCUCGCUGCGUUCGCUUGGCGCUGGCGUUGAGAACAAGCUGCAGCUGUCGCUGCCUAUGUCAUUCGAGGCAACCCUGGACACUCGGGCGAAGACUAUUCAGCUCGAGAUUCAGCCUAUUCAGCAGCAGUCGUCGACCCAGGUCAAGGUUGCCCACAUUCGUACCUUCCCCUUCACCACUGCAGUAGAGGUCAACAAGUACGAGAGCCUCGUCACAUUAUCUGACACCAAGGAAAUCACUUCAUCUCACCCCACUGAGUGGAAGCUGCCAUUCGGCAAGGACGUUGGAGUCGAGGCCUACCUGCGACUGGUUUCUGACAGCCCUGUCAUGAGCUUUGGCACAUUCUGGGCCGAGGCGGCAAAGCGAGGCCGUACUGGACUUACGAGCUACUGGUUCAUGAUGGAGUCGCUGCGCUCACGACACUACGAUGUUGUGAUCGACACUGCUCGGUCUACCUUCCAGAAACUACAGGCAACGUUUGCUCUUGUGUCGCCGGAUGGUCAGUCACCUGAAAUGCGUCGCCCGAUCAUCACCAGCCAGGAACACACCAGGCAGAUUCAGUCUAACAUCCAGCAGACGCGGCAGAUGCUGCAGAACCAGCAUAUGCAGAGUCCGCAGAUGUCCCAGCAGCAGAGGCAAGUGAUGAGCGUCAAGUACGGAUAUUCUGCGACGGCCACCAUCUCGCAGAAGAAUGGCUCUCCGCUGCAAUACUCUUCGAAGAUUGCUCUGCUCACUGAUCCCAACUGGUACACUCAGAAACUUGCACUCAAGGCAAACUCUCCGAACGGCGAGACAUGCCUCGACGCCGAGCUUGCUUUCCCGACUCUCAGCGACAUCCGUGAUGAGCUGCUGAGGACGGAGAUCAAGGCACCGGUAUGGGCCAAGCUCGGCUACGGACGCAGCUGCCAGGAACAUUCUCUGAAGAUGCAGGGCUAUGUGCGUCGUGACGAGCUCGCCAAGGAGUAUGCCACGUCCUGCCCGGAGGCUCAACGCUGCAGUCAGCACGAGAGGCAGGGAAAUCCCAACUCUGCCGACUGCCGCCUUGCCAAGGACCAUGCUGCGCUGGCCAACUAUUACGACCUGGAGUUCACUGGGAGCGCUGUGACGCAGGACGUGCUGCAGGCGUGCUACAAUGUAGAAAGCUUCUUCAAGUACGUGCUCUGGCCGUACAUGAACGACAAUAGAUUCUCUCAGAACCCAAGCGGCAAGGUCAAUGUCAAGAUGCAGCUAAAACCGUCCACCAAUUCUCUCAGCAUUCAAGUCCUGAAGCCUUACGCGACCACUAGCUUUGCCAAAGUGCAGCUACCGUUCAACAUGCUGCAGGAGCCGUGGCUUCUGACCAUGCGCAAGUCGAUCUCGAAGAAGAUCGUCGACAGCCUCUAUGGUGUUGACAAGACGGUCUGCCUGGUCGACCGGCUGGUAGUGAAGACCUACGACAAUGUGACGCUGGCACGCCACCCGUCCGAAUGCUGGACCCUGCUGACUGCGGACAGCAGCCGCAUUCGCAACAUCGCUGUGUUCGAAAAGCAGUCGACCAUCCGCGUCGUGGUGGAGGGCAUGGUUGCCGAGUUCGACCUCGGCAGCCUGAGUCACUUCAAGGUGGACGGCCAGCCCCAGAAUAUCGAUGCUCGCACACCUGUCACUCUGCGUGACAACGCCACCCGUAAGACCGUCCUCCUGGUCCAGAUGCUGUCCCCCGACACCAUCAAGGUGGUGGCUCCGGAGCACUACGUCAAGCUGAUCAUCUCGAAGGAAGGAGUGCAGAUCCACGCCUCCCUGCUGGCCUACCGUAACCGCAUGCGCGGAGUGUGCGGCGACUUCGAUGGCGAAGAGCAGAGCGACCUGGUGGGUCCCAGCGGCUGCAUCUACAAGACUGGCCAGGAGUUCUACGACGCGUACCGGGUGGCUCUGGACGGCUCCUCCUCCCAGUGCCAGUGGCAGGAGCCCUCUCGCUGCAUCCGCCGACCGGCUCAGGCACAGCCGUCUUACCAGUCGAUGCGGUUGCAGCAACCCUAUCGUCAAAUGCGUGGCCGCUACUAAUGCGUCGUUGCAGGACUUUCCAGCCUGUGCGCCCCUCAUUUGAUUACUGAUUGUAACGGACAACAGACCCAUGCGCGAACUUUGAGCUCCCAUCGUGACCUACGUGUACAAAUGAUCAAUGGUAUUUGUCUGUUUGGUGAUGCAAUUAAAUCACGCAUCACAUGUGGACGACUGUAUGUAGUUAUAAAUAAAGCAUGACACAUAGCAGA